Toxoplasma gondii ME49 is the source of this 2418-nucleotide messenger RNA. RefSeq lists its product as hypothetical. Bases 1 to 1944 code for a protein of 647 amino acids. The transcript has 6 exons. Lineage: Eukaryota; Apicomplexa; Conoidasida; Eucoccidiorida; Sarcocystidae. The record is from RefSeq and is a predicted model, not a curated record. Gene Ontology annotation, molecular function: protein binding.
AUGGAGCAACCAAUCCCUUUGCCGACUGAGUCGGCCCCGUCGUCAGGGGCAGAAGCUACUUCGUCGGCGAGCGCCCCCGCGGCUGGUUCCAGUGUACAUACAGAGGGGUCAACGGCGCUUGCGAGCCCGGAGGACGCUUCAACUGUACCCAGUUCUUUUUCCGCGCCGGCGGUUGCCGGCACUUUUUCUCCGGAAGCUACUUCCUCGGCUGCGAGUUGCACUGGGGAUUCUCAAACAGCGCCUGACUCGUCCGUGGCGCCUGCCCUUCCUCGUUCCUCGCUGCCUGCGUUAGCUGCUCGGUCAUCCACUGCCGUCCGUCUGGAUGGCGCUGUCCAUGGGUUCGACUGCACGCGAGGCGAGCUGUUUCUCACUGAGGCGGAGGCGCGGGCGAUCGAGGAGCAGUUCAUCGCAGAGUGGGCGAAGAAAGCUUCUGAAAUCGACGGUGGAAAAGCCUCUCGGCCGCAGUGGCGUCUCCAGCCGAUUGCUGCCGAAGCUGCGCGUGGCCAGGGAGGCGGGAAGCGGUCUCGCAAGGGCGCCGGGACGUCGUCUCGGCGCGGAUUUAGCGCGCUGUCUGGCCUUCUCGAGAGUGCGGGUCUGAAGCUCGAACCGACUGAGUUGAGUGCUUCGGGCCGUCCUCAGCGUUCUUCGCGCUCCGCCACCGCUGCCUCUGUGGGCCCGUCUUCUGCGAGUGCGCCGGCAGACAGUUCCUCUCACUCUGCGUCUCACUCUUCGCCUGUCUCGCAGGAGGCGUCCAAGCGCGGGAGCUUGAAAGAGCAGUCGUGGGUCCCCUCGCCCUGGGUCUGUUGGAUGCACGAGGUCCUCGUGGAGCUCUGCAAGCAGCCCGUUUGCUUGCCCUUUUUCCCGCGAGUCUCGCCGAAAGACGCCCACUAUCCGGAGCUUGCACGGAAGGUCUUUCCAGCGACCCCCAUCACUUUGGAAAGCGUCCUCGAUCGCCUAGAGCGGAACGAGUACACUUGCACGGAAGAGGUUUUCAACGACGUCUACACCGUCUUCCUCUGCGCCUUUCGGUACUACGAACCGGGGAACCAGUACUGGAUGAUGGCGCAAGAAGCGUCGAUCGUCUUUCAGUCGCUCACGCAAAACAAGCCGCUGCUGUCUUGCGACUUCGACGCAUUCGUCGCCGGCACCGCUAACUCUGCCGGCGCUUCUAUCGGGCCCGCAAUGGCGGGCGCCACUGGCUCUCACUCGACUAUCAAGCAGAACGCGAGCAGGGUCGAGAGAAAGGCCAGGGGACGAGACGGCAAAUCGGCGAAGGGCUCGAAAGGCAGAACGACGGGGCUGAACUCCGGAGGCCCCAGCACAGAGCUGGGUAAUGUCUACCGCGGAGCAGGUGCCGGUGCGCCAGUCCUUCCCCCGGGAUCUGGGCUCCCGCCCGCUUCUGGCUUGGUCACGCCGGAAGAGAGAGAGGCGUUUCAACAGAUUCUCGGCCAGCUGGACAUGGAAGUUCAUCUCGAGCUUUACAGCGUGUUCAAGGAUCGAGCUAUGUGGCUUUCCUUCGGCACUGGAGAAGUGGAGCUGGAUGACGCAAGCACUGCGCCGGAAGUCUUUCGGGAAAUGGUUGCCUGGUGCCGCGGGCGCCUGGCGGAGAAGCAGCAGCGACAAGCAACUUCUCACGGCCUUCCUCACGCUCCAAACGUUUUGUCUCCAUCCAGUCAUUCGGCGCCUUCUAUGCAUUCCCACUCUGGCGUAGCACGCCCCCCGCAGACCAUGAUGAUGCAGGGAGCAGGGGCCUACAUGGGCAUGUCUCAGCCUGUUGGCAACGAGCCUCAUGGAGUGACCCACCCAACAGCCACAAAGCGACCAGCUGUGAGUACUGAAGCCGGGAAUCUGCUUCCGUCGCCGCCGACGAAGAAGCAGCGAGCUUCCGUCGCAGACAGCGCGAGUUCAAGCUCGUCGGAUGACGGCAGCGACGACGACUACUGAACCUCGAGCGUAGCCGGCGAGGUUUUGUCCUUUCCCGCAUACAAGUGAAGUCGUAUUCAGUAUCCCAGAUGGUGUCCUGCCGCUGGCUAGUCGAUUUGAGUCACCUCCGAUUCGAGUUAUAUACAGUUCUGGAUCGCGGCCGUUAGCAGAAAACACACGUGAGGAAAGAAUCUGCGUUUUUAGGCCGAUGCUCAAGAUGAGACGGCUGACGAGGGCACCUCGUUUUUUGAAUCGUCUGCAUCUUUUGUUUAUCUUCUGUUUCGCACCUUCUCGCACGUCUUCUCCCUUGUUCUCGUUCUUUCUUUUCCGCCACUCUGGGCUGCGGUGCUCCACGUGUUUCUGCCGGCGUGAGUCGCGGCUCGUGGGUUUUUCUUUCGUCAUGAGAGUUUUUGAAAAGUGCAUUUUGGGGAUUUCAGCCGAGCCUCGCGGGAGGAUGCUCUUCUGUUCUAUCGCGAGUGUCGGCUUCUUCGUUGC